Molecule: messenger RNA, 978 nt
Organism: Prorocentrum cordatum
Lineage: Eukaryota; Dinophyceae; Prorocentrales; Prorocentraceae
Source: the annotation of a GenBank genome assembly
AUGGUCGACUACGCGCAGGAGCUGAAGGAUAUCGACAUACCGACGCAGCGUCGCAAGGACAUCGAGUCAGCGGUUACGUCGAGCGAGGCCACUCAACUUCGAGCAGUCUUAGGGCAACUGAUGUGGUUGGCGACUCAGGGAGUACCUCUGGUAUGUGCAGAACUGUCCUUGCUGCUCGCAUGCACGAACACGGCCACCAUCAACACGCUCUUGCAGGCCAACAAGCUGAUUCGGAGAGCGAAGAUAGAGGUCCAGAAAGAGCUGAUCAUGGAGAAGCAUCUCAACCCGUGUAUCGUGGGGUAUUCGGAUGCUGCCUGGAAUGUUCGACGAGAUGGAUCGUCACAGGGAGGCUUCCUGAUCUUCAUGACGGAUUACAGCCUGAUGCAGAAUAAGGAAGCGCCGAUUUCACUAAUAGCGUGGGCGUCCGCAAAGUUACCUAGAGUGUGCCGGAGUUCAAGUGCAGCAGAAGUACAAGCGGCAAGCGAGGCGCAGGAGGAACUGGAAUUCUGCAGACUGGUGCUGAGCGAACUCCUACUGGGACCGACACCUCUGAAGCAGUGGGCGGCAGGGUGUGCGAAGAUUCCAGGAGCCCUAGUACUGGACUGCCGUGGCGUGUUCGAUGCGUUGGAUAAGUCGGAGAGCAGCGCGCUGGGCAUGAAGGACAAAAGGAGUGCACUGGAAGCCUUGGCUCUGAAGAGAGGCAUGGCGGCGACAGCUACCUCGUUGCGGUGGUGUCACAGUGGCGCGCAGCUAAGCGACUGUAUGACGAAGAACUCCGAGAAAGCGAGGGCGAGCUACAACCUAAAGAAAAAAGGCAUGGACACCCUCGACCAGGAUACGUUCUUCGCAGUGGAUGAAGAUGAUGCGUGGCAACUAUAUCCGGAUGUCUUGGAGAUCGAGACGGAGUCGGAGAUCGUGGCAGACUACCGACAUCCAGAGGCACGACGUCUGAUGAUGGAAGACGCGACGCCUCAAUAA